Molecule: messenger RNA, 2517 nt
Organism: Arthroderma uncinatum
Lineage: Eukaryota; Fungi; Ascomycota; Eurotiomycetes; Onygenales; Arthrodermataceae
Exons: 3
Coding region: 1-2517 (838 amino acids)
Cellular component (GO): cytosol
Molecular function (GO): acetoacetate-CoA ligase activity
Source: RefSeq, a predicted model, not a curated record
AUGACAUCAAGCUCACAAACGCCACUUUGGGUGUCUCCGGAUGCUGGGAACUACCCGAUUGACCAAUACCGGCUCCAGGUAAAUAAGAAAUUCAAUGUUAACCUUCAGAACUCUCAUCAACUUCAACAAUGGAGCGUCAAAAGGCCGCAUGAUUUUUGGAUCGAUCUGUAUAAAUACAUUGGACUUGUCCCAGAACUUCCCCCUAAUAUCACCCGAGCAUAUGAUGAUUCUCUCCCACUCAACAGCAUCCCACCGUUCUUUGAGAAUGUGCAGCUGAAUUACACGGAGAACAUAUUGAAAGGGAAGGAUCCCAAUGCUAUAGCCCUCAUCGGGCUGAGAGAGUCUGAUCCCCUUGACGGCGAACCUGUAACAUGGGCUCAGCUCAACGAACGGAUCCGUGUGGUUCGAAGUGCUCUAUUACAACAUGGAAUCAAGCAAGGUGACAGAGUUGGUGCUAUUGUAUCGACAUCUAUCUGGAGCGUUGUGCUUCUCUUAGCCUCAGCUUCUAUCGGUGCCGUCUUCUCCUCCAUAUCACCAGAUAUGGGAAUCGAGGAUCCUUGCUUCUUAUUGCGAUGGUGGGAUAGUACUUUGGAAAAGCUCUGCGAGGUCGCCCUAGUUUCUUCCAUCUCCCUUUCUCACCAACGCCGCAUUCGCCAUUCCCUCAUUGAUGUCUUAAUUCUCUGUCGCCUCAUCAUGGCCGCUAGGAAAGCGUUUGCUCUACCAGAGCUCGUGCACCUCAUCGUCGAGCAUGCCGAGUAUUAUGAGCGCCGCCCGCUACUCACGGUCUCACGCCUUUUCCAAGUCGCUGUCGAGCAGUCUGCCUGGCGCGGCUAUACCUUCAGAACAGACAGUAGCAUCGAAGAUUUUCUAGAGAAAUAUCACAGCCAUCGCAGCCGCUACCUCCGCUCUAUAGACAUCCAUAUCGACUUUCCAACCCAGAUAUCCACUGAUGAGAACGACUUUCCGACCCAGAUAUCCACUGAUGAGAACGAACUUCCAUGCCGUGUGACAGCUAAAGACCUCCAGUCAUAUAAUGAGCUUUUUACUCGUCAAAUCUCAGCUUUGUUUACUAUGAUCAAGACCUUGGAGGAACGAGAGCUCCCGCACAAUCAACCAAGGAACAUUCACUUACGCCUCCGCGCUCCCUACCAUCAUCAUAACAAUCACAAGGAUUGCCACCACCGUAAAUAUCUUAGCUGGCGCCUCUGCCUGCUCACGCAUAAGAACCUGCCUACUCUCUCGUCGGUCAACAGUCUUAGCGUUGGUGAGCAUGGGGUUGGUAAAGGUGAUACUAGGAUUGGUGUGCCUUCCACCUCGCAGUCCUUAGAUUAUGGUGUUUUACCCGCACUCGUUUCCAAGCUCCCCAAUUUAGUUGCUUUGGAUUGUCAGUGGCUUCGGGAAGAGUGGCCAUUGGCUUAUGAAUACCCUGUUCUCACUCAUUUUAGCCGGCCAUGGGAAGGUCCGUGGCGCGAUGCAAGGCAUGCCUUUGGUAGCAUUAUGCAGAACGCAGCUACCUUACCGGCGAAGAUGGAACGUGUUAAGAUCUUAUCUGGUCUCCGAUAUGCCUUUGGCAGUCAUGAUGAAACCCUCCCCUUGCCUAACUUGAUUAGCCUACUAUCCUACGAUCCGUUUAGCUCGGGCCUUCGCAUAAUCUCACAGCGCGUGGUCGACCUGAAUAUACAUGCAUGUAUUGAUAGAAAUCUCUUCUGGCCUUUACCCAACGAAGACAAGGCCAAGUCUCCAUUUUGGCCGUACUUGAAAUAUCUCCAUGUCGAAUUUCAACCUAUGUCACCUUCUGGGACAUGGUACUUCCAAGGCCCGCGGGGGGAGGGCCGAGAUACGACCACGUUCGAGGUUACCGAAGCUCACUACCCCCCAGUCAAAGAAAACCCCGAGGAUGAGCAUUGGGACGAGGUUUGGGACGAGGAAGGUGGUCACUGGGAGGACUUUGGUUCCAAUAUGUUCCGAAUCGUGCCUGUAGAUGAGGUUAUAGAGCCAUUCUUGGAAACAUUUGUCAAGGCGUUAGGGAGAAUGCCAUUGUUGGAGAAGGCUGAGCUAUUUACGUGUAUGCGCUUUUGUCCUGGUGAAGAUAUCGAGAAAAACUAUCCAGAAAGUGACUACGGCAAGGAGUAUAUGUGGGGACUAAGGUAUCUUCUUCCGAAAGAUGGCAGCCACCCCUUUCUUGAGUGGCAUGUCGUGCAGAGAUCUAUGCCAUAUCCGAAGGACCCCAACGCCGAAAUCGAGGAUACUCUAUGCGUUAGACGACGCCGAAAGGACGACAAAGACGAAGAGGUCUUCCUUUUCAUCAAGAUGAGGAACCAGAAGGAAAAAACCUUGACACCCGAGCUUCAACAACGGCUGAGGCUGGCUAUACGAACUAGCUUAUCGCCGCGUCAUGUUCCCAGGUUUAUCCUUCAAGUGCCUGAAAUACCGGUGACCAUCAAUGGUAAGAAGGUUGAAAUUGCUGUUAAGAAGAUCAUCAGCGGGAAUAAGUGCAAGUCAGCGCUACAGUGGUGA